This is a messenger RNA of Cheilinus undulatus (humphead wrasse), 614 nucleotides long. Its product is annotated as E3 ubiquitin ligase TRAF3IP2-like. The record is from RefSeq and is a predicted model, not a curated record. Bases 18 to 614 code for a protein of 198 amino acids. The transcript is spliced from 6 exons. Gene Ontology annotation, biological process: humoral immune response; positive regulation of canonical NF-kappaB signal transduction. NCBI's taxonomy places the organism in Eukaryota, Metazoa, Chordata, Actinopteri, Labriformes, Labridae.
UGUCCCAGGUCACCGUGAUGAACCCGACCUUGGCAGGAGCAGCAGAGGCCUCAGUCUAUCAUCAACACGAGAAAAAAAUAACUAUCCGUCUGCCGGAUGAAUGCAGAAAUGUUUUUAUAACAUAUUCUUCAGACAUUUCAUCAGAGAUCGUCCCUUUUGUAGACUUCCUCACAAAACAAGGUUUCCGACCCGCUGCUGACAUAUUUGAUAGCCCAAUCAGAAGCAUGGAUAUCAACAAGUGGAAGGACAGCUACCUGAAAGAUCCAUCAGCUCUGAUUAUAAUCGCCAUCAGCCCUAAAUAUAAGCAGGACAUUGAAGGAUCAGUAGUGGAUAACCACGGCCUACAUACUAGAUAUAUUCACUCUAUGAUGCAGACUGAAUUCAUUCAACAAGGCAGCCUGAAUUUCAGAUUCAUACCUGUUCUCUUCCUCGGUGCAUCCCAGAUGCAUGUCCCAACUUGGCUCCUAAACACGCGUGUGUACCGCUGGCCACAGGACAGCGGGGAUUUGGUGCUGCGGCUGCUCAGAGAGGAAAAAUACAUCCCUCCACCUGUGCCCAUGGAACUCACACUCAUCAUCAGGCCUGUGGCCCCCAGCUCUGCAGCUUCUCUGUAA